UUUUUGUACACUUACUUGUCUUACUUACUUACACUACUAACUACACUGACUACAGACUACACUACUACUUGCCAGUUGCCACUCGACUAAUGAGCAAUGAUUACUUUAUCUUUAUUAGUACAGUACGAAUACUAGUAAUACUACGUUUUGUUUUAUCGUCGUUGUCAAUAAGACGGAACGGACGAAGACAGUGCGAAGACGAAGACAUAGUGACUGUGGAGUGGAAAGGAAAUAACAAAUUAAGUUUACUAGCCUAACUUACUAUGCAAAUUUAUCUACUUAGCUAUAAUCAUUACAUUAUAGGCUAGUUAUUGUGAUUUGUAAAACAGAGAUUAGUUUACUUUUAAGAGGUUAUGUUUCGAAAGUAUAGUACAGUAUUAACAUUUACAGUUUAGGACUAACUUAGUAUAGAUCCAGUUUUAGCUUAGCUGGAUUAACCUAUACAUCUAGGACAGGCCUAGGCUAUUCAUUUGUUUUUUUUUUAAUGGAUUUUGCUCAUUUAAUUUUAGACGUGGGUUGAGUUUCUAAGUUACUAAGUUAUCAGUCUUUCUCUGUACAUGUAAAGUACGUACCGGUACUUGUUCUUGUUUAAUUAUAAAUGAGUUAGGCCUAACCCAAAUAGACCUUCAUCAUAAGCCGGACCAAGAAAUGAAGAAAUCAAGUUUGAAGAAAUUGUCACUUUCACUAAAGAACGGUGGUGUCAAGCAACAAAAAAUAUCAACUUUUUUUGUUUCAUCGAAAUCCCCCACUUUAAAAAAAGAAGAAGAAACAGAGUUUGUUUUUGGAAAAGAAAUAUCUGACGGUAAGGCCCAUGGCAGAUCCUCGGGUGAAAAUCUCUGUCCCCAAUGUCUUCACAAAUCUUCUCCCAGCUCCAAUAUUUGCAGUCAAUGCAACACAAAUGAAGAUUCUUCGUCAAAAGUAAAACACCGUUUAUUGGAGUGUGAUUCUUCCAACGAAUUUUCUUCUAAAUCAAGUGAUUGUAAAUCAAAAGUUGUUGUAGAUAGCCCUGAGGUUAUAUGCCCUACACCACCAAUAAAAAAUAAGCAACAAAAACACAAUAUAAAACCUGUCAAGCGAAAAUGCAGUUUUGAUGUCAAAAUACAAUCAAAUAAGAAACCAUCUUUAAACCAGAGCAAUUUUGAUAAUGAUCUUACAUGCCAUCAACAAAAUAAUCCCGACGAAAAUAUUUUAAAAGAAAAUGUUAUCAGUGUACAAAAGAGUGAUGUUGUAGGUGAAAACCCUUCAAAAUUGUUUUCUAAACUUUACACUAAUGAAGAUUCUUCACGUAAACCUCCUAAAUGUAUCAAUGAUGUGAAAAAAGAUAAGAAAAAGACAGAAAAAAUUAAUGAAUCAAACAUAACUCAUAACAGCAUUCACAGCAAGAUUGAAAAUACAUCAAAUGAGUUUAUAGUUGUUAACAGUAAAAAUACUACAAACUAUAAUUUGGGGACGGAUUGUAAUACGUCUGAACCAUCUAGAAGUUUGAAAAACAAAACUGCAACCAAUGUCAAAGACGUUUUUAUUAGUAAGAAAACAACUGCAACAAAUUUAAAAGACGUAAUCAAUAAUGAAAAUGAAAUUGCAACAAAUGCCAAAGAAAUCAGCAAUAAUGUAAAUAAAAUUGAAAACUCGUUUGAUGGUGCCAGAAGUGUUGAACAAUUACUUGGGGAAAAAAGUCUCCAUCCCUUAUUUGAUUCUCAAGCAUUAUUUAGCACCAUACCUUUUAAUAAUGUCAAUUUUGAAGAAUAUAAGCACGCUCAGGUGACAGACAAUAAUAGUCUUAUUGAAGACGAUAUUGAAAACUUGUUUUAUGAUUCUACAUUCUUUGAAUCUACUUUCAAAGAACCUUUGAGACUUGACAGCAACACCAGGUGUAGGGUGGUUUCAGUAGAACACCUGAAGGCAUGUGGGGAACUUGUGUUGGCCCUCACCUCUGGUGAUACUAAAGAUACUGCGACUUGCGUCUUGCGAGGAUCUUGGGCCAAGAUGAGUAUAUCCCCAGGAGACACAGUGAAUGUGUCAGCUAGGUCACUUCAGGACCAGGAGGGUUGCUGGGUGAUAGACAAUGAGGGAGGGAUGGUAGUCAUCCACCCCGACACUCUACUGUCCGGCACUACUGUAGUGGGCUCCUUGUUCUGCAUGAGGAGGUCUGUACUCGGCGACAUGUACCGAGGGAUUGAUUCUGAUUCUUCCAUCAUGGUUAUCGGUAGCUUUCUACAUCAUUUGCUCCAGGAGGUAUUAAAAAGGAAAGUGAAAACUCUGAAGGACAUAGAACGAGUGUUAGAGGAGUUCACCAAGACUCCUUAUUUCAUUUCCAAUCUAUACUCUUCUAGUAUGUCACUGGAGAAGACUGUAGAGACACUUAGAGAGUUUGUGCCAAAGAUCCAGGGUUUCAUUCAGAAAUAUAUGUCACCAAAAAGUAAAGUUUCAACUAGCUGGAAUGAAGGAGAUUCAUGGAAUGGAUCCAUUCAAGAUGUAGCUGAUAUUGAAGAAAACAUCUGGUCUCCCAGUCUUGGUUUGAAAGGGAAAAUUGACGUCACUGUAAAGACAUCAUCAAGAAACUACAAAGAAAAAGUGAUGCCUCUGGAGUUAAAGACAGGAAGGGCUUCAUUCUCAGCUGAACACCGAGGUCAAGUUAUUUUAUACACAAUGAUGAUGUCUGAGCUGGGUAAAACUGUGGAUACUGGACUGCUGCUCUACCUCAGGGAAGGUGUGAUGAAGGAGGUGCCGGUGGGAUCUGUGGAGCGCAGAGACCUGAUGUUGUUACGCAAUGAGCUGGUGUGUCAUUUGAAGGCCAGUCAUAAAGUUGUGGUCGCUAGUAACAACCAGAUCACAGCACCUACCCUGCCUCCUCCCAUACAUCAUCACUCUGCAUGCUCCAAGUGUCCAUACCUCACACUCUGCACUGCUGCUCUCAGAGUGAGCGAAUGCAGUGAACUGUCAGAGAAGAAUCCGUUGAGGCAGUUGUCUGAGAGCAGUACAAGCCACUUGAGUAUGGAACACAUCAUGUUUGUGUUCCACUGGACGGGAUUGCUGAGGCUAGAACACACUGAUAGUCUGCUCAACAGUCCGACUUUGCAUCACAUUUGGACUGUGCCACCAGCAGACAGAGCCAAGAAAGGAACUUGUCUACCCAGAGUGAAGCUAGUAGAGCAGGUUGUUGAGGUGGUGGCUGGCAGUUAUCAACAUGUGUUCCACAAUGACAGCAACACAACUGCGAGUUUCUCCCAAGGUGAAUACAUGAUAGUCAGUUCUGCCAGUAGACCUGCCGUAGCCGCUGGUCCUAUAACUCACCUCUCACAGUCCCGGCUCACUCUCAUGCUGGAAAGAGAUCUCAGCACACACCAAGUGACUGACAAUGUGUGGUGUCUAGACAAAUAUGAGUCUCAAUCUGGCCUUGUGUUCAACAUGACCAAUUUGGGCUGUCUUCUGGACUGCACAGAACAGGCUGAGAGGCUACGUAGAGCAGUGAUAGACCUAACAUUGCCGGACUUCAGCCCCAAACUGUCAUCUCGAGUGCUCAAGGCUAGCGUGGACCUGUUGAGCGACCUCAACGAUCAACAGCGCAAGGCGAUAUUCAGGGCACUGGCUGCUGAUCACUAUAUCCUCAUAAAGGGAAUGCCUGGCACGGGCAAGACAGCAACCAUAGUGGCUCUGGUACAGCUAGCAGUGAGAUUGGGUCGCAGUGUUCUCAUUACGUCACACACACACUCAGCUGUAGACAACGUGUUGCUGAGGCUACUAGGCAAGGUAGACUUCCUCAGGCUAGGUGCUGCACACAAACUUCACCCACAGUUGGCACAGUAUGGUGAAACCAACCAAGCAUUUGCUUCUCCUGAGGAAUUGUACACGUUUUAUUGUUCCAAGAAUGUAGUUGGUGUGACUUGUCUGGGCUCUGCGCACCCUCUGUUGGCCAGACGCAAGUUUGAUCUGUGUAUUGUAGAUGAAGCUACUCAGGUACUUCUACCCACUGUGCUGAGACCUUUGUAUUCUGCUCACAAGUUUAUCUUGAUUGGAGAUCCCAAUCAGCUCCCUCCGCUGGUUAGAAGCUCAAAAGCCAAAGACUUUGGCCUUGGAGAGAGCUUAUUUGCUCGCCUAGACCGACUGGCAGUGACGACUGAGCUAUGUCUGCAGUAUCGCAUGAACCAAACAAUCACAGACUUGGCCAACUGUCUCACAUACAGUGGUAAACUCAAGUGCGGGAAUACACAAGUGGCUGCUGCUACAAUCUCUCUCCCUCCAUCAGCAUUGGUGGGAGAGUCAGAUUGGGUCAAAGCUACAUUGGGUCAAUCCUUGUCGGAGGCGGUGGUUGUGGUGGACACAGGAGUGUGUGAAGCUAUAGGCUUUGUCAAUAAAAGAGAGGCUGAUAUUGUGUUGAAGUUAUUGGCCACAGUAACCAAGGGGUUGUCAGGUGACAAGGUUGGUGUGAUUGCACCAUAUCGGGCUCAGGUUGACUAUCUUGCCCAACGAGUCAAGUCUAGUAAUAGCACUGUGGAGGUUAACACAGUGGAUCAGUACCAGGGAAGAGACAAGGACAUUAUCCUGUUCUCAUGUACUCGCUCUACUAAACCUGGGGAAUCUGACAUCCUUGGUGACAAGAAUCGACUCACUGUUGCCGUUACUCGAGCUCGACACAAACUCAUCAUUGUUGGAAAUUUCAAGUUGUUACGAGGAUAUCCCACGUUCAACCAGUUAUUCGAUUUCUUACCCCAGACAUGUAUUGUACCGGUGUCUGACAAGUUUUAAUUAUAAUUUGUAAAUAGAAUGUAAAUAUUUUUCUACUCUA
This is a messenger RNA of Macrosteles quadrilineatus (aster leafhopper), 4786 nucleotides long. It is a transcript of the gene Dna2, whose product is annotated as DNA replication ATP-dependent helicase/nuclease DNA2. Gene Ontology annotation, biological process: replication fork reversal. The coding region runs from base 649 to 4746 and encodes 1365 amino acids. Gene Ontology annotation, molecular function: 5'-flap endonuclease activity; single-stranded DNA helicase activity. The record is from RefSeq and is a predicted model, not a curated record. Lineage: Eukaryota; Metazoa; Arthropoda; Insecta; Hemiptera; Cicadellidae. Gene Ontology annotation, cellular component: cytoplasm. The transcript has 18 exons.